GCGUGCAUGGACGUCGGCGACACGAUCGGCGUCGGCAGCUUCUCCCGCGUGAAGAUCGCCGUCGUGCGGCCGAGCGCCGACAGCGACGAGGGCGCCCGGGUCUGCGCCAUCAAGGUCUGCCACAAGGCGCGCAUCCUCGAGGCCGACGAGGUCGUGUCCAUUUUACGGGAAAAGGACGCGCUGACCGUCGUCAAGCACCCGUUCGUCAUGGAGCUCUUCGGCACGCACCAGGACGCGGACCGCUGCUACUUCGUCUGCGAGUACAUCCCCGGCGGCGAGCUCUUCACCUACAUCCACAACGUCUGCAGCGGGUCCAUGGCCGACGUCGACGCGCAGUUCUACGCGGCGUGCGUCGCGGACGCCUUCGAGCACGCGCACGGCCUCGGGGUCAUCAACCGCGACGCCAAGCCCGAGAAUAUUGUGAUUGAUGCCUAUGGGUAUCCGAAGUUGUGCGACUGGGGCUUCGCGAAGACGGACGUGAAGCGCGGCGACGCGUGCCUGACGAUCUGCGGCACGCUGGAGUACCUGUCGCGCGAGGUCCUGCUGAACCUGGGCUACGCCUUCGACGUGGACCUCUGGACGCUGGGCGUGCUCAUCUUCGAGAUGAUCGCCGGGCGCACGCCCUUCUACGACCCGCUCAUGGCCGACAAUUUGCAGCAGCAGUCGAUCUACGACAACAUCCUCCACGGGGACGUCGUGCUCCCGAACUGGGACGUGCCCGACGUCGUGCUCAAGCUCCUCGACGUCGACGUCCACCGCCGCCUGGGGGCCGACGGCGGCGCCGCGCAAGUGAAGCGCGACGCGUUCUUCGACGACGUCAACUUCGACGCGCUCCGCCGCCGCGAGCUCAUCGCGCCCUGGACGCCCAUGCUCCAGUCCGAGACGGACAUCACCCACUUCCAGGACCAGGGCGUCGACCUCGACGAGGACGACGCCGACGCCGACCUCCUCUUCCACGGCGACGACGCGCUCUUCGCCGACUUCUAGGCGCGCGGCGUCGCGCGCCCCCUCGAGGGGGGGGCGGAGCGCCCCCGCGCGCGGGCCGAGCGGCUCCGCCCGAGCAGACGCGUAAGCACCGCGUCGACUUC
Molecule: messenger RNA, 1088 nt
Organism: Aureococcus anophagefferens
Lineage: Eukaryota; Pelagophyceae; Pelagomonadales; Pelagomonadaceae
Exons: 2
Coding region: 7-987 (326 amino acids)
Biological process (GO): peptidyl-serine phosphorylation; signal transduction
Cellular component (GO): cAMP-dependent protein kinase complex
Molecular function (GO): cAMP-dependent protein kinase activity; ATP binding
Source: RefSeq, a predicted model, not a curated record